Messenger RNA from Effrenium voratum, 1705 nucleotides. The record is from the annotation of a GenBank genome assembly. NCBI's taxonomy places the organism in Eukaryota, Dinophyceae, Suessiales, Symbiodiniaceae.
AGUUUCAUCUUAUCUCAAACUCACAGCCGCAGCCUUCCCAGCCAAGGUCUGCAGAUGGACGUCAUCCGCAGGUCUGUCAACUCGGUGCUGUCCACAGGGCGGAAGGCAGACGCAAGUUCUUUGGGCACCUGCAACAAGGCCUGGGACGAAUUUCUGGUGAAGCGCGACCAGAAGGGAAUUUCUUUGGAAGACUUCGAGCUGGGUCGGAGCAUUGGCAAGGGCCGCUUCGCCACGGUGAAGAUCGCGGAGCUCAAGGAGCAGCGGGAUCUGCCGAUUUGCCUCAAGGUGCUUAGAAAGACGGCGGUCAUUGAACUGGAGCAGGCCGAGCAUGUGGUGAAUGAGAAGAAUGUGCUGACCAGUGUCAGCUCUCCUUUCAUGAUCCGCGUGCUAGACACCUUCCAGGACACCCAUCGCCUGUACAUCGCCAUGGAGCUGGUGAUAGGGGGAGAGCUCUUCACCCUUCUCCGAGCCAAGAAAAAGUUUGAGGAGCAUGCUAGCAGAUUCUUUGCUGCAGAGAUGGCCUCCGCUUUGCUUCACCUGCACAGUAUGCUGGUCGUCUUCAGGGACCUGAAGCCGGAGAACAUCUUGGUGCACAAGUCCGGGCACUUGAAGCUAACAGACUUUGGCUUCGCCAAAUACCUCAAGGCGGGGAAGACGGCCACGAUUUGUGGUACCACCGAGUACAUGGCUCCAGAGAUCAUCAACAGACAACCUUAUGGGUUGAUGGUUGACUGGUGGUCUUUCGGAGUUCUUGUCUAUGAGAUGCUGGCCGGUCGCUCGCCCUUCAACGAUGCUGACGAGAACCAGGUCUUGUCGCUGGUGCUUGCUGGCCGCGUCUCCUACCCUGUAAACUUCUCCAAAGAGUCGAAGGACUUCGUUGCGAGGCUCCUGACCAAGAGCCCUACUAGGCGACUGGGUGCUCCCGAAAUCGCAGACAGCUGGACCAUCAAAGGCCACGCAUUUUUCAAGCCCCUCAACUGGACUGACGUGGAGUCCGGCAACCUGACACCACCCUUUGUGCCACAGUUGACCAACCCCAUGGACAACUUCACACAGAUCGAGGAUUCGGAGCAGGUCACCGGGGAGCCGCCCUCCUGCGAGGCGGAGUUCCGCCUCGAGCGGCGCGUGCGAAGGCGGCUUCAUGCGGCGAGGCCUUUGGGAACUGGGAUCAGUGCGUGGACUUCAGCGCGGAGGGCAAGGCACUGGCGGCGGAGCUGGAGCAGAAGCGCCGCGAUGCCAAGGAAGAGGAGGCACGGAAGCUUCAAGAGGAAGACGAGGCGAGGAGGAAAAGGAUGGAAGGGGAGGAGACGACAGCCAAGGAGGUGGAUGUGGAUGUCACUCCUGUGACCGUGAAGCCGAGCAAGGGAAGCUGCUGUGAGGUUCAAUAGCCGGCCUGGGAUAGAGACCUGCCAUAUGUUGCUUCUUUCUUCCGCAUACUGCUCGUUCAAUUUGACGUUUUGUGUACCUGCGCCUGCAAAGGCAGCAGGGCAGGUACAUCUUUGUUGCCUCCCGCUCCCCGACGUACCAUAGGUGUACGUGCAGGUCAGGACUUUUUGGAGGCUUUGUUUCCCUUGGACUGCUACAGAUGGAGCAGCUCUGUAGCAGCCAAGAUGCUUUAGAUGGAGCCAGAUAAUAUCCCGCAAGGGUAACCAAUCCGCUAUGGACUUGCCACCUGCACUGAAUUGACCCUCCAACGCUCAGAGGC